AUGGUCGGGUCAUCUCAGCACCGUGCCUUCAUCGCUUUGGGCAGUAACAUGGGCGACCGGAUUGCCGUGUUAGAGCAAGCAUGCAGGGAAAUGGAGGCCAAAGGGAUCAAGAUCAUCAGGACGAGCUCGCUUUUUGAGACGGCUCCCAUGUACGUGACGAAUCAGGACCCUUUCGUCAAUGGGGUUUGUGAAGUGGAAACGAGUAUGCGUCCGAUGGAAUUGCUCGACACACUCCAAUCAAUAGAAACCGCCCUGGGAAGGAAAAAGACUGUGGACAAGGGUCCUCGGAUAAUAGAUUUGGACAUUCUUUUGUUUGACGAUGAGAUUGUUGCCAAUGAACGUUUGAAUAUUCCACAUAAACUCAUGCUUGAACGUGAGUUUGUUCUGCGACCACUUUGCCAAUUGAUUCCUGGGGAAAUGCCGCCAGCGACUAAAGGUUCAAGUUGCUACCAGACACAUUUAAACUCACUGCCACCUUCCGAUCCUGCACCUCUGGCAAUAACACCACUUCGCACGCAGGCGGCUCCUCUAUCCCCUUCGAACCCCAAACGUAGGACACACAUAAUGGCCAUACUGAACGUGACACCAGACUCGUUCUCAGAUGGUGGAAUACACACAGCAUACAACGCCGCAACCUUUACUCAAACUAUACGCAAUUUCAUCACCAAUGGCGCCACUAUAAUCGAUAUCGGCGGAGAAAGCACUCGCCCUAAUUCCGAUCCAGCUACUGAAGGUGACGAGCUCUCUCGAGUCAUCCCCGCCAUCCAACUCAUCCGCUCUCUACCCGAGUCCAGCCAGAUCUCCAUUAGUAUCGACACUUACCGCGCCCGGGUCGCCGAAGCUGCCGUUGCCGCAGGAGCAGAUAUCAUCAAUGAUAUCUCCGCCGGCCUCAUGGACCCUGCCAUGCUCCCCACCAUGGCUCGCCUGGGGAAAACGGUGAUCCUCUCCCACAUGCGCGGCACCCCCAAAACCAUGACCAAACUCACAGAUUACCCAUCCGGCGUCAUCCACGGCGUCGGCACCGAACUUGCAGAGCGCAUUGCUGCUGCAGAAAGCGCCGGGGUGCGCCGCUGGCGCAUCAUCGCCGAUCCGGGCGUAGGAUUUGCAAAGAAUCAAGAGCAGAACCUCACGCUUCUACGGAACAUGGACCAUCUGCGCGAGUUUCCGAGGUGCAGUUACUUGCCCUGGUUGGUGGGCGCGAGUCGCAAAGGAUUUGUUGGGCGGAUCACAGGCGUCAAGGAGGCGAGUGAGCGGGCGUGGGGCACUGGGGCUGCAGUCACGGCGGCGAUUGGUGGUGGUGCGGAUAUUGUGCGGGUGCACGAUGUUAAGGAGAUGAGUCAGGUUGCGAAGAUGGCGGAUGCAAUUUACCGGCAAGGAUUUGAUGCUUAA
Messenger RNA from Uncinocarpus reesii 1704, 1389 nucleotides. RefSeq lists its product as uncharacterized. Gene Ontology annotation, cellular component: mitochondrial envelope. Lineage: Eukaryota; Fungi; Ascomycota; Eurotiomycetes; Onygenales; Onygenaceae. Gene Ontology annotation, molecular function: dihydropteroate synthase activity; 2-amino-4-hydroxy-6-hydroxymethyldihydropteridine diphosphokinase activity. The record is from RefSeq and is a predicted model, not a curated record. Bases 1 to 1389 code for a protein of 462 amino acids. Gene Ontology annotation, biological process: tetrahydrofolate biosynthetic process. The transcript has 3 exons.